This is a messenger RNA of Saccharomyces eubayanus, 1491 nucleotides long. It is a transcript of the gene BRE2, whose product is annotated as Bre2p. NCBI's taxonomy places the organism in Eukaryota, Fungi, Ascomycota, Saccharomycetes, Saccharomycetales, Saccharomycetaceae. The coding region runs from base 1 to 1491 and encodes 496 amino acids. The transcript has a single exon. The record is from RefSeq and is a predicted model, not a curated record. Gene Ontology annotation, cellular component: Set1C/COMPASS complex. Gene Ontology annotation, molecular function: transcription cis-regulatory region binding; protein binding.
AUGAAAUUAGGUAUCAUUCCCUAUCAGGAGAGUACCGAUAUUGUAUACAAAAAUGCUUCCCAAGAUCAGCAAGAACAAAAGAGACCCAAUUUACCACAGUUAGACGUAACGCACCAAGUCGAAUCAUCAGUCCAAAAAACAAAUAUUAAAUUUGUACGCACAGAGGAUAUCCCACUGAAUCGAAGGCACUUUGUGUAUAGGCCGUGUUCUGCAAAUCCGUAUUUCACCACUUUAGGUUAUGGUUGUACAGAAUACCCGUUUGACCAUUCUGGAAUAAGCGUGAUGGAUAGAUCAGAAGGGUUAUCAAUAGCUCAAGAUAGAAAUGACUUGGUUAGUGUUCAGGACCAAUACGGCUGGCGUUCAGCAAGAAGCGACGUCUGUAUCAAAGAAGGGACGACAUAUUGGGAAGUGGAAGUGAUUCAUGGAGGCAAUGACAAGCCCACACCAGGAGAUGAUGGUUCAGUAAGUGAAGUGCAAAAUGGUUCAUAUGAAAAGAGACGCAAGCAAGUGAAUGACACCCCCCAUCUACGAUUGGGGGUUUGCAGAAGAGAGGCCAGUUUAGAGGCUCCCGUUGGAUUCGAUGCGUACGGGUAUGGUGUUAGGGAUAUUUCGUUGGAGUCCAUUCAUGAGGGGAAACUGAACUGCGUUUUGAAAAACGGGUUGCCAUUGAAGGAAGGUGAUAAAAUCGGAUUUCUAUUGAAGCUCCCCAGCAUUCAAACGCAAAUUGAACAAGCUAGAGAAUUUACCAAAAGAAGAAUUCUUGCCUUAGAUUCACAUAUGGACUCAAUGAAUGAACCGUGGAAAGAAGAUACUGAAAACGGGCCUUCGAGGAAAAAAUUGAAACUGGAGACAACAAACAAGGAAUUCCAAAGGGCGUUACUAGAAGACAUUAAAUAUGAUGAUGUUAUUCGCGACCAAAUCGCCAUCAGGUACAAAAAUCAGUUAUUCUUCGAGGCCACUGAUUACGUAAAAACUACGAAACCGGAAUACUAUUCUUCUGAUAAAAGAGAAAGACAGGACUACUACCAGCUGGAGGAGUCCUUCUUGGCAAUAUUUCAAAACGGUAAGUACAUCGGCAAGGCAUUUGAAAACCUGAAACCGUUUUUACCACCAUUCAGUGAACUACAAUACAAUGAAAAAUUUUAUCUUGGAUACUGGCAACAUGGUGAAGCUCAUGAAGACACCAAUGAAAAAGGUAUACCCAGCGCAAAGAAAAGAAAACAGCAAAAGAAGAAAGGUUUAAUUCUCAGAAACAAGUACGUACAUAACAACAAACUAGGAUAUUAUCCGACAAUCAGUUGCUUCAAUGGCGGAACAGCCAGGAUAAUCACCGAAGCAGAUAAAUUAGAGUAUUUGGGUCAAAUCCAAUCGAACUAUUGUGCUGGAAAGAAUUUACAAGUUAACACAUUGGAUACACUAUACAAAGAACAAAUAGCCGAAGACAUAGUUUGGGACAUAAUCGACGAAUUAGAGCAGGCUGCUUCAAUUUGA